AUGUCUGCCCCUAAGGGACCUUUUCGUCUUGUUACUGUCAACACUGCUCCUGACAGAGCUAAACGGCUAAUUGGGCGGGUGGUCGAGGCCCUUAAGGACCGCUAUACCAUCAUCCACGAAGCAAACUGCAAAACAAUUGAGGAAGUUGGACCCAAGGUAAAGGAGCUGAUGCCUGACGUUCUAUUCAGUGCCUCUAUGUGGACAGAGGAGAAGGCUCGUCAGAUUCAUUCUAUUGCGAGAGAAAUCAAACCCGAUAUCAAAACCCACGCCAUUCCUGAGGGGCUGCAAGUAGAACGGGGUCCCGACGCUAUCGUUGAAUAUCUUUGCGAGAAAGUGCCCGGGCUUUUGGACAAUUAA
Aspergillus alliaceus is the source of this 357-nucleotide messenger RNA. RefSeq lists its product as uncharacterized. The transcript is spliced from 3 exons. Bases 1 to 357 code for a protein of 118 amino acids. The record is from RefSeq and is a predicted model, not a curated record. Lineage: Eukaryota; Fungi; Ascomycota; Eurotiomycetes; Eurotiales; Aspergillaceae.